This is a messenger RNA of Teleopsis dalmanni, 1608 nucleotides long. It is a transcript of the gene mol, whose product is annotated as dual oxidase maturation factor 1. The transcript is spliced from 7 exons. Bases 140 to 1450 code for a protein of 436 amino acids. Gene Ontology annotation, biological process: protein transport. The record is from RefSeq and is a predicted model, not a curated record. Gene Ontology annotation, cellular component: endoplasmic reticulum membrane. NCBI's taxonomy places the organism in Eukaryota, Metazoa, Arthropoda, Insecta, Diptera, Diopsidae.
GGCUUUGUCAUUGAAAGUUUGUUUAUGAUGAAACAGCUUCCAUGUUAAGUCAUAGUUAUUGCUUUCGUUACUGUAGACAGCUCUGUUACGUUGUUUAACAAUUAAUCGAGAAAUUAAAGAAGAAAUCGAUAUUUAUAAAAUGAAGGGAUGGUUCGAUGCAUUCAGAGAUGAUGGUGGACCUACAUUAUAUUCCUUCUCUAAUCGAACGCCUGUUACUGGAGAUGUUUCAAUAGUAGCGGCUUCAGUUCUUUUUGGAACUUUUUAUUUUGCAUUUUUAGUCAUAUUUCCCGGAGUAAGAAAGCAGAAACUUACAACAUUUGCAACAGUUACUCUUAGUUGCUUUGUGGGGUUGGUGAUUUUAAUUACCAGAUUAGGCUCCGCAUGGCAUGUUGCACAUACAACGAUUAUAGCACCAUACAAAGCUUUUUCCCGUGAAAAACUCCCUGCUCGAAUUGGCAGCAAGAUUGGAUUAAUACACGUUAAUGUGACUCUUACAGCAAUCUCCAGUAUUUAUAACAACACAUCACCAGAUAUUGACUAUAAUGAACGUUUUACUUGGGAAGGCGCAAAUGAUAUGAGUGCAAACUAUCGUGAAGCGCUGCAGAAAGGUCUUCCGUAUCCUAUUUUAACUGUUGCGGAAUAUUUUAGCAUUGGGCGUGAAGGUUUUUCAUGGGGUGGACAAUACCGUGCAGCGGGAUAUUUUGCAAGCAUAUUGCUGUCAGCAUCUUUUGCGUCAUGGUUACUUAUGAACUUGCUUCUGAUAGCAGUACCAAGAUAUGGAGCUUAUAUGAAAGUACUUACCGGCAUUUUACUUAUGACUACUAAUUUCGGUUACCAUUGCUUGCUUCCAAAACGACCAUUAACAAUAUUUUUGGAAGGCGGUCGGUUAGAGUUCAAAUUUGGUUGGUGUUACUGGUUAUUGUUAGUUGCGGGUAUUUUAUGCUUUUUUGCCGGUGUAUUUAUUUCAGCAGUUGAUUUAGUAUGGCCACAUACUUUCUCUACUGUUUUAGAAGUAUAUUAUGGCACACCAUAUGAUCGACAUGUAAUUUUGGAGGAGUCUAGUGAUGUACGUUAUCGUAAACGCAAUGUGCGUGGAUUAAACGAUUCGCAAGGAUUCGGCUCUCGUAUUUUACGUAGACUUUCCUCUAAAGCUCGUGAUUCUAAUAUAAAUACACAUAAGCCACCAACUGAAAUUGUUAAUGGACCUCUGGGAGAUAUUGAUAAAAAAAUGUUUCAAAACAAUGUUCCUAAAAGCCCAUGGAGAUAUCCUUUUCGCCGAAGUCAACAAUUAGCAUCUCAUGAUAUAAAAAUGCAACGAACUUUAUCUCAAGACUCAGGCUCAAGUAUUAAUUCAAUAGCCAUUGACAUUUCACCUUUUCACAAAAACGUUUUACCUCGAAUGGCUCAGAAUGCGGCUGCAGCGCAAAUGAGAAGAAUGGAACAUUGGUGAUAGACGAAUAUACAUUAAUAAUGACAUUUUAUUUAUUUUGACUAUACAAAUUAAAUUUGUUGUGAUUUGACAUUGAUAAUAUUAUAUGUAGUGAUAAAACGAAUAACGAAAUAUGACCAGAAAAUAUUUUAAAUAUAUAUGUAUACAUGUUAAAAAGA